Acanthaster planci (crown-of-thorns starfish) is the source of this 1485-nucleotide messenger RNA. It is a transcript of the gene zbtb8os, whose product is annotated as zinc finger and BTB domain containing 8 opposite strand. NCBI's taxonomy places the organism in Eukaryota, Metazoa, Echinodermata, Asteroidea, Valvatida, Acanthasteridae. Gene Ontology annotation, biological process: tRNA splicing, via endonucleolytic cleavage and ligation. Gene Ontology annotation, cellular component: tRNA-splicing ligase complex. The record is from RefSeq and is a predicted model, not a curated record.
GAGCAGACUAGAACACUCUACACAGCAGUUCACACGGCAUUAUUUCCGGAACUUGUGCAAUGUGUAUCGCUUAAAAAAAAUGCACUUUCAAAGAAAUUGUUUUCCUUAGAGCUGCUACAUGUUGAGUGCCGACCAUAGAAACCAAGGCACAUGCACAUUUGAAGAAGGUGGGCGAACUUUAAAUGGCAGAUAAUACAGAAAAAGCGGGCAUUGGUCCCAAGGGAGACGCUGACCAAGCACCCAGCUGUGCGAGCGUGACCACGGAAGAGCGGGCGGCAGACGGGGCCGAGUACAUGUAUGUGGGAGAUGCCGGUGAUGAGGACUUCGAUGGGGGCGACGCCGCCUUGAAUUGGCUGGACAUCCCCGAGGGAUCCAAGUUCGAAUUUCUGGACCACACUGCAGAUGUACAAUUACAUUCAUGGGGAGACACUUUGAAGGAAUCAUUUGAGCAGGUGGCAAUCGCCAUGUUUGCUUACAUGACUGAAAUUAGCAAGGUGGAAAAACUCCAGAAGGUCACGGUUGAAGCUGAAGGAGAUGACCUUCUUUCGUUGCUGUUUCACUAUCUAGAUGAAUUCUUGUUUGUCUUUUCAGCAGAUCCAUUCUUUAUUCCCAGGGAAGUAACAAUUGAGGAAUUUGACCUAGUCAACUUCAAGAUAAAGGCAAUUGGACAUGGGGAAACAUUUGACCUGACAAAGCACCCACAGGGGACCGAAGUCAAAGCAAUCACCUACUCCAACAUGCAAGUCCACAAAGAUAAAGACACACACGACAUCUAUGUGAUCAUCGACAUCUGAAUGGCUAAGACCAAUUUGUAGAAAAUGCGCCGUUAGCAUGUGCUCAGUACGUUCAUCAUGCAGAAGAGUAGAGUAAAACUGUUCAUCACUCCUGGCAGAAUGCACUUGAAGACGGUUGACAUGAGAUGACCUUUAGGGAGUUGCGAAUAGAAAUGGAGGAGGAAACAGUUUUGUUAUAGUACGUCUUGGGAUGCUGUGAUUUCAUUGGUCAAGAACAGUCACAUUUCCAAGUCAAGCUCUCUCCAAAACACUGCAACUUCUGUCUGGGAAAGAAACACUUUCGCAGUAAUUAAAGGUUACACAGCAGUGUAUGGUGGCAAAUUAAAUUUCUUAGUCACAACUUUAAUACUUCCAAGACCAAUGUAACUGUUAUACGUGUCUCCCCCUUUUGAGGGCCAGUCCACUUUGUGCAUUUCUUUAAAGUAAAAUACAAUAUUUGAUAUUCAGUAAUACUGCCCCAGAAUUUUUUUAAAUGGUUUUGUAUAUGUAUGUGUUUACAAUUCAGAUGUUUCUUUUAAAAGCUUCUUAUUCAUUUCUAAUUGCCAACCAGCAGUAUAUGUACAUCCUUUGUUAGAAGCCAAACAAAAACAAUUUUUAAAGGUACUUCUUGUCUUGUCUUAAAGGUCGUCUUUUCAGCUACAAAUUGAGAAACAUGAAAUAAUCAGACAGCAAUGCCGAUGAAAAAUUCAAA